UAUUGAAUUACAAAUGAGCAGUGGAGGUGGCCAGGAGUCGAACGUCGGCGCACCAAGUUUUUCACGAUGCUAAGACGCCUAAUCGGUCGGUGAACCGUUUGUUUACCGGCGUUGUUGGCGGUGGCUAUGAGUGCGGCAUGGGAGUAGGUCGGGAGCGCCGGUGGGGCGCCGACAACGCGGUCCGCAGUUCUACGCGCGUGCUAACCGCAGACGCAAGCGCAUAAGACAUGUAGCUAAAUUAAACUAUAGAAACAAAUCUAUCGAGACUUAAAUGACAGUGACCUCGUUCGUGUGAGUUAACGAUGAUAAACAAUUGGUGUUACUAAAAUAUUCGUGAGAGUGUUGACAAAGUGAACAAAGGAUUUUCUAAAUAUUUACCGAUAAUUAGAGCACAAUGGGACGUCACGCUCACGAAAAGUUCAAAUCAUGUUUCGGCUUACUCCUCAUCGUCUUACAUCUCGCACAAGCGCAAUGUCCUUGGAAGGAUACGCCGACUCUACAGUCCACAUGCGUCUGCGCACUCAACUUGGCUCGGGAUCUCUCGGUACAAUGCGACCAGGUGGACUUCGCCAUGCUACUCACUGCACUAAAUUCUAAUGCGCGCAAAAUUUCAAUCGAUCUUUUAUACAUAAACAACUCAACAAUUCAAGUUUUAAGCGAUGACAUUUUCGCAAACCUCAGGAUUCAUAACUUACAAAUAUCUGGAUGCAGCGUUAAAAGAAUAGAAGAUGACGCGUUCAGAGGCCAAGGGCCGUACUUGAAAAACUUGAAUUUACAAGACAAUGAAUUGUCGGAGGUUCCCGUGAGGACGCUCAGGAUUUUGACCAAUCUUUCGUUAUUAGAUUUAUCGAAAAAUCGAAUAACACGCGUCGGUAAUCACGCUUUUAUUACGCUGCAAAAAUUGACGACGCUGAAAUUGUCGGACAAUAAUGUUACUUUGGCACCUCAAGCCUUGACAGGUUUAGAGAAUUCAUUAAAAAAUCUUAAUUUGAAAGGCACUAGACAGAAAGUUGUGCCAGAAUGCAUAAAAGGACUUCGUAGUCUAGCAUUUCUAGAUCUCUCACAAAAUAGUAUUAGAGAGCUUCCUGGCCCUGAGGGAAGUCGAACUUUUGAAGGAUUGGAUUCCUUAACGGCGCUAAAUUUGGAAAGAAAUUUACUAGUUAAUUUAAAAGAGGAUGCUUUCAGCGGUAUCAAAAAAACGUUAAGUUCAUUAAGCCUACUAAAUAAUUUAUUGCCAGAAUUUCCCACAGCCGCGAUCGCAACUUUAACUGAACUAAGAGUAUUAGAUAUCGGAUUCAAUCUCUUAAACAAAGUGCCGAAUGACGCAUUUUUGAAGAAUCCUUCUAUUACAUUGUUAGCAUUAGACGGUAACCCGUUGCCAACUGUUCCAGAAAAGGCUUUAGCGCAUUUAAAUCACACACUACGUGGACUAAGCGUGGGAGGACGAUUCUUGAACUGUGAUUGUCGCCUUCGCUGGAUAAUAGAAUGGAUACGUAGCGGUGAACUACAAGUUACCUCUCGUGAAAGGAAUCCACAAUUUUGCGGAAACCCGGCACAUUUCCGCGAUAGAGGAUUUUAUAGUUUUGAGCCAAGUGAACUUGUUUGUGACCAAGAGAGUACAACAAUUUUGGAGAGAUUAGUUCCAACCACAACUACAUCCACUUCUACCACGACGGAGAAGAAUGAUAUUAAUUUAAACACUAGUCCAAGUACCACAACGUCGCCAACAAGCUUACGAACAACUUUAAGUACAUCUACAACUAUGUCAACAACGACAGUUGCACACGAAGAGCCUUCAAGCAAAGCGAGCGUUCAAGCUACAACUACUACAAGUGAUAAACCAAGUCGCAUACCAUCGGUAAAACCAGCGUUACCUAAUUGGAGACACGGUUCAAAUCAAAGACCCCCAUUAAUUAUGAACUUUCCUCAACAAAAACCAAAACUAGACGAUUCUAACGAAGUUAUCGUUAAGAAUGCUUAUAGACAAGAUAAUUCCGUCAUAAUUCAAUGGGAUUCAGAUGUUGCCAACAUACUGGGCUUCCGCGUUGUGUACCGAUUAUUUGGAGAUAAAAGUUUCAAACAGGGACCGCCAUUGGAAGCGAGCGAAAGAGAAUUUAAAAUAAAAAACGUGCCGUCACAGGAAUGUAUCGUCGUCUGCGUUAUUUCUUUGGAAGAAGUGCAUGUGAGUCCGGAGACAGUCCCAUACUCACAGUGCAGAGAAGUACGCACCGUAUCAGCAGCCGCCUCCAAUAUGGACAAAAUCACAAUAGCUGCAAGCGCAGCUAUUUGCGGAACUAUUGUUGUAGCGGUUCUUAUCUUUGCGGCUGCAUCGCGUCGCCGAUCGCGGACCGUCCAUCGACUGCACAACCAAGCGCCCGAGAAGUUACCCAACACCUGCUGCAGCGGUCUUCCUGGAACACCGAGUCCCAACGGGCCACUGUCUUCGCUAGCUACCAUCGGCGGUUUCGGAAAGCAGCGUGAGUGGGAUCAGGUGUCGGCUUAUAGUGCACGUUCGAUCCCCCGCGCACGUACCUAUACAGAACCGGCUGCUCCGGAACCCUUACCGGGACGACCCGGCCGCGCUCGAUCCCUUGCAGACGGCCAGUCGCAACAUAGUUAUUCACAAUCCGGACGUUAUGGUCCGCCAGCAUACCCAGGCAGUUUGUUAGGAUCGAGGGCCGAUCUACGCCAGUCGCGACAGUCAUUGGGCGGAACGUCGGAACGUGCGUCGAGAUUGUCGCUAAGCGGCGCAGCUGGCGGAGCGACCGGUGGCACCGCCGGCUCUAGAAGAAGGCCGCGCUCGCGGUCGCGGCCGGCCAGUCGGUACAGCGUCGGCUCAAUAGGACUAGGUUACUGUGAUACGUCCGACAACUGGACGGAUCACGAUAUGGACAUUUACAUGGCCAGAAACCCGACGGCGCGGGGCGGAUUGGUGCCAUUAUAGCGCGCCGGGGAGACCCGUGCGAGGUGCAGGGCAAAGUCGCGGUCGACGGGCGGACACUGCUCACACUCGCGGAAGACCGCCUUGUCAUACACCUCGUGGUGCACGCAUGAGCAUCGACCGCGCGACCGCCACCGCCGCCGCUCACACCGCCGCAGUCAAGACAAACAUAAAUGCAUCGAUCGGACAUGGGAAAAUUAUGAUACCAACAGUUGAUAACUCCCUUUUUAUAAGUUCUAAUUAAGUCGAGGGUUAGUUUAAAUUGACUCGUUUACGAUGAAGUUCGUUUGACAUCCAGAUAACAUAGUACUAACUAUGAUGGACUUGACUGAAACGUCUUAACACGAAACUAGGAUUAUUUAAUACAUAAGAUUGUUUAUUUAAGAAUUAAUGCUAAGCGAAACCCACUCGAACUUAAAUAAUAAAAGUUUACAAGUUGGGUUACAGAAAACGAUAUAUAACAUAAUGUGAUGUGUUUUCAUUUCAGAAAGACUUACUUUCUAAAUGCAAAAUAACAUAGUUAUAGAUAUAUAAAUACUG
Molecule: messenger RNA, 3481 nt
Organism: Papilio machaon (common yellow swallowtail)
Lineage: Eukaryota; Metazoa; Arthropoda; Insecta; Lepidoptera; Papilionidae
Gene: haf
Product: nyctalopin
Exons: 5
Coding region: 395-2944 (849 amino acids)
Cellular component (GO): plasma membrane
Molecular function (GO): protein binding
Source: RefSeq, a predicted model, not a curated record